UACCUGUCCAAUUUUUCAGUUUGCAUUUGCAAUUUCAGUUGAAGUGUGUUGGUCCUCGUUAAGUGACUUUGACAAUUGAUCACGAUUCGGUUUUGUUCUUUCCUUUUUUAUCACCUGUCUCGUCAAAAUGUUUCCAUGUAGCUCGCAAAAGAAAUACUGGAUAUUUAGCGAUGAGAACGAUUUGACUGUAUUGAGAGAAAAAACCAAUGCUGAUUUUAUUGCAAAACAUGGUGUCAACAUGACUCCAGAGGAAAGGGAGGAAUAUUUUCUCUCACAUGCAGAGGAGCGAACAUUACUCCGUUUCUACGAGUUGCAAUUGAGGGACUUCUGUCGUCGCUUCAAUCCACCAAUGCCUCGUGCUACUGUGGCCACUGCUUUGCAUUACUUCAAAAGAUUUUACCUUAGAAACAGUGUGAUGGACUAUCAUCCAAAAGAGAUUUUGGUCACCUGUGUAUACCUAGCGUGCAAGGUUGAAGAAUUCAAUGUGUCUAUAUCUCAGUUUGUAGCAAAUAUUAAGGGAGAUAGAGAAAAGGCAUCCGACAUAAUUCUUAAUAAUGAAUUACUUCUCAUGCAACAGCUAAAUUAUAAUCUGACUGUUCAUAAUCCAUUUAGGCCUGUGGAAGGAUUGAUGAUUGAUAUAAAGACAAGGUAUGCAUCUUUGGAGAAUCCUGAAAAAUUACGACCACACAUAGAUGAGUUCUUAGAAAGGGUUUUCUUGACAGACAGCGUUCUUCUUUAUGCUCCAAGCCAAGUUGCAUUGGCCGCAACCUUGCAUGCAGCAUCCAGAGCCUCUGCAAACUUAGAUAAUUAUGUUACUGAUAUACUCUUCUCGAGAGAACAAUUGAAUGGGAUUAUAGAAGCUGUGCGAAAAAUACGUUCAAUGGCUAAAUGUGUGGAACCACCCUCACGAGAAAUAGUAAAGGCCUUAGAGAAGAAACUAGAUAAAUGCAGAAAUCAGGAAAAUAAUCCUGAUAGUGAAAUAUACAAACAAAGAAUGCAGGAAAUGUUGGAUGAAGAAGAUUUACAGGAUAAUGAAAAAUAUGCAAAAAUUAUUCAAGAUCAGGCAGCUCACGACGACAAAGUUUUGGGAGUUAGAAGAAUUUUAUCUCCUGCUCAGUGAUAUUAAAUAUAAAUUAAUAAUAAAAACAUUAUGUAUGGUAACAAUUUUGCAUAUAAUUGCACACAUUCUAGAAAAACUUUGGAACUCUAUUUUUUUCACUUUCAUGAUUACAUAGGAUUUUACAGCGA
Molecule: messenger RNA, 1248 nt
Organism: Solenopsis invicta (red fire ant)
Lineage: Eukaryota; Metazoa; Arthropoda; Insecta; Hymenoptera; Formicidae
Gene: CycH
Product: cyclin-H
Exons: 6
Coding region: 128-1120 (330 amino acids)
Biological process (GO): regulation of transcription by RNA polymerase II; DNA-templated transcription; regulation of cyclin-dependent protein serine/threonine kinase activity
Cellular component (GO): nucleus; transcription factor TFIIK complex
Molecular function (GO): cyclin-dependent protein serine/threonine kinase regulator activity
Source: RefSeq, a predicted model, not a curated record